Messenger RNA from Physcomitrium patens, 2684 nucleotides. Lineage: Eukaryota; Viridiplantae; Streptophyta; Bryopsida; Funariales; Funariaceae. The record is from RefSeq and is a predicted model, not a curated record.
GUUGCUUGCUUGCUUGCUUAACGAAGGGAAGGGAAAGGAAGGGCAGGCUGGUGGUGGUGGUUUCAGAGAGAGAGAGAGAGAGAGAGGGAGGGAGUUGCUUUCCUUAAGACUGAGCAACGUGCAGCCCAGCGAAGAGAGUAGAAUUGCUUUCCACCUUCGCCAUUUUGACUCUCUCAUGCGUACGUUAGAGAGUCCGUGGGUUCGCCAUCGGAGCUCUUACACAGAGUGUGUGGUUAAGGAUUUUGGACUCUGCUCUGCUGCGAGACUGACUCAGUGCGUGCUGCUGUUGUUGAUGAUGAUGGUUUGAUUUCAUGCGACCGCCAAUUGUUGAGCGGUUUUCAGGGAUCUUUCAUUGCCUGCGUUCUUUGAAUGUUAUGUCUGGUACAACAGGUACGAUUCAAUCUUCUCUCUUAUUCUGUUGCCUUUGUUCAGUUGUCUUUUGAUUCAAGCUUUUACGUUUGGUUAGAUCGGCGUGUUUUCAUCCGGACAUGAUUUUGUUGGUCUGUCUGGCGGAAGCUGAAAGUGAGACCUCUGUCCCCGUGUUCGAUUGAGGAUUACACUUCCGUGUUGUACAUCGAAACUUUCUGCAGCUGUUCCGGUGGCCGACUCCCACCUCCUGUUUUCGGUUUUCAAGUCUUUGAUACUCCCACCGACGUCGUGUUUCUAAACAUGUUCGGCACGAAGAAAAAUUGUACCCAGCGAAUGUAGCCCUGGUAUCAAACCGUGGCUGAUCUAACUGGGUUUCAAAAUAGACUUAUAUGUUGGAAGACUUUAACUUUGAAUGAAAUUCAAUCCAAGAGGGAAAUUUUAGGUCCUCCAUUCCCUUACUGCUGCUGUUGGGUUGAAGAAAUUGUAUAACACGUGUUCGCUAUAUGACCACAUCUCAUAGUUUUUCCAGAACCUUUGUGACAGGGAUGUAAGGGGAGCCUGGUGAUUACGAGUCCACGCAUUGCGACGAGAUCAUGUAUUUGCGAGUGUUGGGCACAGACGACAAGGCUGAUGUCAAGAAAGAUUGCAGAAAUCCUCCUUUGAGAGGCAUCAUUGUAAGGGCACCUGGGUGAGGAAACCGGAUAAGACUACGAUGCAAUAGGAGGUGAAUAUUUCGUCGUAUUCGAUCGACUGGAAAACCGUUGAUUGAUGGCAAGAAAGUUUAUAUUUACAGCAGGUAUCAAAUUUGACCAGAUUCGCACACGAAUAAUGGCGCACGGCAAAUGAUAAUUCAUGUAAACGAAUCCAAUUCAGCAGUGCUAAACCUGUGAGGUUGUAUACUGAAUUGGACCUCGAAAUUGAACAUCGAUGAGGGAGUGAGAAGCCAUUAGAUUGACCGUACAUAUUCCAUCACAAGUAAAGACAGUUUCAAACAUCUGCAAUCGCUAAAUUUCACCUUUUCGUCGUCUCGGGAAAGAUGAAGUCGGAGGGUUUUGCCUAUGCCGCCAUGGCGGCAGCAGGACACAGCUGCAUUGAUGCCAGCCGGAAGUUAGCAGCACAAAAGUUUACGUCAACAGAGUUAGUUGGAUUGGUGGGUCUUCUCGAUGCGGCUUUCCUUUCAUCUGUAAUGUUUGGGACUGGCAUGUUCGAUUCGAAUACCAUUUCGCAGUUAGCUGAUGUCAACAUGUUCUUAGAGGUGCUUGUUGGGAGUUCGUGUAUAAAGGUUGUGGUAGGAUAUAUGUAUCAACGGGCCUUGCACGUUUCUCCUCUUUCGGUGACUGUGCCUUACUUAGCAUUCACUCCUGUUCUUUUGGUAUUUACUAGUUAUUUAGUUAUGCGGGAGUCACCUAGCACGCAAGGUAUGCUGGGAGUGGCGAUUGUCACUCUGGGAGGUUAUUUGCUGGCUAUUGACCAGUCUGGGGAUGCGGAGGGGAAGAAACCUAAGGGGGCAAAAACAUUUACUCCGUCUGAGAGUUACUUAGUUUCAGUUUUACCAAAUUCAGCAGUUCCGGGAAUGAAGCUUGAGAAGAAAGAAGACAAAGAGAGUGAUCAGGUGCUCAUCACUGUGAACGAUAAUGAUAACGCCACGAAGGAUGUGCCAACUCCAGCUCGCACGAGAACCUACAAAAAGGCCAUUGAAUGGAUAUCCAAAGGUAGAAGUCCCUUGUUGGAUCCAAUUUUGGCUUUGAAAAAAGAGGAAGGUAGUUUACUUAUGCUCGGAGUUGCUGCUUUGCUUAGCCUCAGCAACAGUUUUGACAAACUAGGAGCUCACAUGGCACCAUCUUUUGUUGUUUUUGCUGCUCUUCAGCGAAUUCUAAUGGCUAUACCAGUUGUCCUUUACUUAGCAUUCACGAGCCCAUCUUCAUUCAAGCAUUUGUUUCGCCACUUCCCACUCAUGGCAGGAAUUUCUAUAUUUGAGUGCGGAGCAAUCUUAUGCUACUUGAAAAGUUUAGAGACUUUACUGGUUGCUUAUUCCAUUGCUGCCAAACGCAGCAAUGUAUUGCUCUCCGUAAUCGUGGGGCACCUCAUAUUCAAGGAACGUAUCUGCAGGAGAUUGCCAUAUGUGUUUUUGAUGGUGGGAGGGAUGAUUCUUAUUCUUCUAGCUUAGAUUUUAAGAUUUGAAGAUCCCCACCACUAAGUUAACACAAUUGUAUGCUCAAAGGUAUCACUUAUUCAUUUAUUUUAUUCUUCACUGUUCAAGACAAUCAUCUUACAUCCCCUGGUUACAAGAGUAAAUUCCUUAUCUUUGAACUUUA